UAGUAUUCUGUAGAGCUUAAAUAUUAUUUUAUGCUUGAUUAAUUCUCUUUAAACUUUUGACAUUCAGUGUGACAUUGAGUUUACUUUUCUCGCGAUAACAGAAUAUUGCACACUUUCUUUUUAAAGCGAGUGCUUACACUUUUACCUUACUUAAGUUAUCAGUUUCGUUUCGGUUUCGUUGAGCAACUCUCCGAGCGAUCACUGAUCUCCCGUAUAAGUAUAUAUUCGUGGCCGUGCGGGUACAUCAGCUGCAUCGUGUUUUUUUUUCCAAAAACGUCCGUUUAAAACUUUUUUCCUGAACUCGAAAGCUGCACCCAACAAGUGUUGUAUUACCAUGUCCGAAAUAUUUGCGGGAAAGGCAUUUUUGGUAGUUACGGGGGCGAGUCGAGGCAUCGGAAGGGCGAUUGCAGAAAAAUUCGCGUCGCACUUGAAAAAUGACUCGAAAGUUUUGCUCAUGGCCAGAAAUUUGGAGAACCUCGAGAAAAUUGCUGAUGGAAUGCCGAGGGGUUUAAUUAUUUUGUGCAAGAGCGUCGAUUUCGGCCAAACGACAACUAAGGAGUUGCAAGACGCACUGAACGACGCUCUUAGGGGCGAAAAGCCAGAAAGUUUCAAUCAAGCGAUAAUCGUACACUGUGCCGCCGUAGUGGACUACACCCGAACGGCCAAUGAUUUGACGGACUUCAGCGAAUGGCAAACGUUUUUCAACGUCAACAUGUUCUCGUCCGCCGUGUUAAACGGGCUCUUCAUGAAAACCUUCGAGAGCAGUGGCGUAAAAAAGUACGUGGUCAAUGUCUGCUCGUACUGGGGUCUUACGCCAGACGUGUACGUAAGCUCCUACUGCGCCGCCAAAGCCGCCAAGGAUAUGUUUUUCAAGUCUUUUGCCUUGGAAAAUCCUGACGUCAGUGUGUUGAACUACCUGCCGGGCUUGGUUGAUACCGAGAUGCUUCACGACGCCUACAAGAAAAGUAAGAGCGAAGAACUCGUGACUCGCAUAAAAUCAGCCCUCGAGAACAACACUGUUUCGACCCCGGAGAAAACCGCCGAGUGCCUCGUUGGUGUUUUGAAACAACAGAAUUAUAAAUCCGGAGAUUACGUUGAUUUUCAAAAAUUGAACACUGUAUAG
Messenger RNA from Copidosoma floridanum, 1123 nucleotides. RefSeq names its product sepiapterin reductase. The record is from RefSeq and is a predicted model, not a curated record. Gene Ontology annotation, biological process: tetrahydrobiopterin biosynthetic process. Lineage: Eukaryota; Metazoa; Arthropoda; Insecta; Hymenoptera; Encyrtidae. Gene Ontology annotation, molecular function: sepiapterin reductase (NADP+) activity.